AUGGAGAGUGCCAAGCGAAAGAUUUCGGUCUCUUAUAAAGAACCACCAUUACCUCCAUUGCCAGAAGGGCUGCCAUCAGAUGCUAGAGAAAAAGCUGUAUGGUAUGCUCAUCAGGAUACCUCACAUUCUGAUACAACAUUAACGAAAAAUCAUCCGUUCUGGAAAACCGAAGAAGCUACAAGAAUUGUACUUGGAGAUUCUGAUGAUGAACUCGAACCGCCGUUAGAUUUGCCUCCGCCAAAGAUUCUAGAUGACGAAUUGGACUCUUCGAUAGAUUCUUUGGUCAAACAAUCUUCACUUGACAAAUUUUCAAACCCAAUCAUCCAUGAUACUUCUGAUAUGCAAAUAAAUGACAGUGAUGAUGACGACUAUUCGCGGCUUGACCUUUCUGUUGCACGAAGAUUUAGCCACGAUUCGCUUUCCGAGUUGGCAGAGCGGCGGUAUAUUUUCCGAAAACUUCCGGAAUUCGAGCGAUCGUUGGACGUGAAC
Mesorhabditis spiculigera is the source of this 489-nucleotide messenger RNA. NCBI's taxonomy places the organism in Eukaryota, Metazoa, Nematoda, Chromadorea, Rhabditida, Rhabditidae. The record is from the annotation of a GenBank genome assembly.